Phymastichus coffea is the source of this 2012-nucleotide messenger RNA. RefSeq names its product transcriptional repressor scratch 2-like (gene scrt). Gene Ontology annotation, cellular component: nucleus. The record is from RefSeq and is a predicted model, not a curated record. Lineage: Eukaryota; Metazoa; Arthropoda; Insecta; Hymenoptera; Eulophidae. Gene Ontology annotation, molecular function: RNA polymerase II transcription regulatory region sequence-specific DNA binding; DNA-binding transcription factor activity, RNA polymerase II-specific. The transcript is spliced from 2 exons. Gene Ontology annotation, biological process: regulation of transcription by RNA polymerase II. Bases 242 to 1774 code for a protein of 510 amino acids.
UCGUUCGGCAGGGGAGCAAGCGGCUCGUUCGUCCGUCGUCGCCGCCGCCGCCGCAGAGCCGAGAGCCAGCCAGAGGAGCGCGGGCAGGAGAGAGCAGGAGCGCGAGGCCGACAGAGCGAGCGCCGCCGCGUGCGCGGAGUCGGGGACGGCGCGCCGAUGAGCGGAGCGCGGCCGCCUUCGGUCAGCAGCACCCGGACCAGCAGCAACAAGUCCUAGCCGCGGCCGAGCGCACCCGAGCAGGAUGCCGCGCUGCCUGAUGGCCAAGAAGUGGAAGGCCUACCCCUGGUCGUCGGAGCGGCUGCUGCUCGAGCCGCCGCAGACCGACGACGAGGAGAUCGAUGUGGUGGGCGACGGCCAGACUGGCGCCCCGUCGGCGGCGCCGCAGCCGCAGCAGGCCCCGCCGCAGCCGCAGCCGCAGCAGUCGCACUGGGGCCCGCACAGCCCGACGGCCGGGGCCACGGCGCCCUCGCCGCCGCCGCUCAACGCCUCCGGGGCGCUCUACUACCACGGCUACACUCACGAGCCGUCCUGGAUCAACCACGAGGACCCGCCAAAGUACGCGACUCUGCGCUCGGCCGCCGAACUAGCACGGCCGCUCGUCCCCUCGCCGACGCACCUCCACGAGCAGCAGCCGGUGCCCGAGCAUGAGUCGCCGGCGGCGCUGGCGCAGCAGCCGCCGAUGAGCGUGCCGCCGCGCAAGAGCCUGAGCAUGUGCUUCACCAGCACGGGCACGGCGCUGUCGCUGCCGCCCAAGAAGAAGGACAUCUACCGGCCGUACAGCCUGCAGCCCAGCAGCACCGAGAUCCGCAGCUCGCCCGAGGAGGACCUGUCGGCGGCCCAGGCGAUCCUCGACCUGAGCGCCUCGCCGGCCGCGCCCAGCCACUCGAUCUUCGUGCACACGCUGCCACCGGCGCAGCCCCAACCGAUACCGGUGUCCGUCCUGGUGCCGCUGCAGCAGCCGCCGCCGCCGCCGCAGCCGCCGCCGCAGCCGCCGCCGCAGCCGCGGCCGGCGCCGCGCUCGCCCGAGCCCGGCGCGUCGAGCCCCGGCGCCGGCGCCACCAGCAAGACCGUGGCCUACACCUACGAGGCGUUCUUCGUGUCGGACGGGCGCUCCAAGCGGCGCGCCAGCGGGGCCGUGGCCCUCGGCGCCGCGGCCGCGGGCGGCGGGCCCGGCGCCGGCGCCGCGGCCGCGGCCUGCGGCGAGAAGGAGCUGGCCGGGCAGCCGGCCGAGCGGCCCAAGUUCACCUGCACCGAGUGCGGCAAGCAGUACGCCACCUCGAGCAACCUGUCGCGGCACAAGCAGACGCACCGCAGCCUCGACUCGCAGUCGGCCAAGAAGUGCAUCCACUGCGGCAAGGCCUACGUGAGCAUGCCGGCGCUGGCCAUGCACGUGCUCACGCACAAGCUCGCCCACAGCUGCGGCGUCUGCGGCAAGAUGUUCUCGCGGCCGUGGCUGCUGCAGGGCCACCUGCGCAGCCACACCGGCGAGAAGCCCUACGGCUGCGCGCACUGCGGCAAGGCCUUCGCCGACCGGUCCAACCUGCGCGCCCACAUGCAGACGCACUCGGCCGACAAGAACUACGAGUGCUCGCGCUGCCACAAGACCUUCGCCCUCAAGUCCUACCUGAACAAGCACCUCGAGUCCGCCUGCCUGCGCGACGACGAGGCGCUGCCGCCCGCCAGCGGCCGCGCCAGUCCGCUGGCCCAGCAGCAGCAGCAGCAGCAGCAGCAGCAGCAGCAGCAGCAGCCGCAGUCCAGCCAGCGGGGCUUGUAGCCGGCCGCCGCUGGGGCACGGUAAUGCGGGACCGCCUCCACGCCCGCGCCAGCGAGGGACGUGCACGCCGAGCAUCGCGACGAGGUGAACCUUAGUACGCAUGUCAGAGCAACACACUCUCACCACCAACCUCCCCGACACCGCCGCCAACGUCGCGUCGUAUAAAUAUGAAUAUAUCAUGGUCGAGAUCAUAUACACGUAACAUACAGUUAGGGUAUAUCUUUCGAGACGAGGCGAG